Messenger RNA from Drosophila elegans, 3847 nucleotides. RefSeq names its product protein lozenge. Gene Ontology annotation, cellular component: nucleus. NCBI's taxonomy places the organism in Eukaryota, Metazoa, Arthropoda, Insecta, Diptera, Drosophilidae. Gene Ontology annotation, molecular function: DNA-binding transcription factor activity, RNA polymerase II-specific; RNA polymerase II cis-regulatory region sequence-specific DNA binding; ATP binding. Gene Ontology annotation, biological process: regulation of DNA-templated transcription. The record is from RefSeq and is a predicted model, not a curated record.
AAGUCAGUUUCAGUAACGUUUUGGAGUACGACGCGCGAGCAUUAUUGUUUCCAUUGUUGACGAAGGUUUUUAUUUCAAAAAAUAUAAACCUCGCUUUGCCCCGCUCUUUGGUGUUGCUAUUUUUUUUUUUCAAUUUGUCCUUGAGGAGCUUAAAAGAAAAACCCAUAAAAACUAAAAAGAUUAGAGUUAAUUGAUGAGUGAACAAAGGAUAGCGCCGCCACAGCGAGUGAUAAGCGACCUGCUGCUGCUGCGACCCGCACACUGAAAGAAAAAACGGGCGCAGAUCAAAGGGCCGUCGCCGUCGACGAAUGCAUUUGCAUCUCCUGGUGGCAGCCAAGACGCCUCCAUCUGAGCAUACGGAUACGGGCGUUGUGGGGGAUACGGAUUCGGAACUGCCAUUGGGACUAGGAUUGUGUGCUGGAUCUGGAUUGGAAGCGGACCUAGGAGCUGGCACCACUGUGGCGCCCGUCAGUGUCGCCGGUCCCGGCCGCCUGGGUCGCAGCAUCAACGGCAGCGGCGGCAGCCACCACCACCACCACCUGCACCACCACUACGCCCCCUACCACGCCCACCACCCGUACCAUCCCCAUCCCCAUCCCCAUCCACACCCAUAUCACACAUAUCCGCCGGCAGGGCAUCCACAUCCGCAUUCGCAUUCGCACACACAUCCGCCGGCCAUGGUCACCUCGUCGUCUGCCUCGCCAACGGGAAAUGGCUGGAGCAGCAGCACCGGGGACUUUAAGGGCAUCACGGCAGUGGUCACGGCCACCGAUGGUGGUCGCCUGGUGGCCAACCAGGGAGCCACUGCCUCCACGGGCGCCACUGCCGCCGAGGUGCUGGCCGUUUCGAGCAGCGCCAGUGUGGGCAGCAGCUCGCCCACAGGUGGCGCCAGCAAUGGCACUGCACACAGUGGACACAGUGGACACACCGGCGGUCACAGCAGUAGCAACACCAGCAAUAACAACAAUAAUAACAGCAAUAAUGGUGCCAGCAACAGUAACAACAACAAUAACAACAACAAUAACAGCAACAACAGCAAUAAUGCAGUACACCAGGAUCUGCUGUGGAUGGAGCGAUUGGUGAUCAAGCGACAGCAGGAACAUCCCGGAGAAUUGGUGCGCACGAGCAAUCCGUACUUCCUGUGCUCCGCCCUGCCCGCCCAUUGGCGCUCCAACAAGACGCUGCCGAUGGCCUUCAAGGUCGUCGCGCUGGCGGAGGUGGGCGACGGCACCUACGUCACCAUCCGGGCCGGAAACGACGAGAACUGCUGCGCGGAGCUGCGCAACUGUACCGCCCAGAUGAAGAACGACGUGGCCAAGUUCAACGAUCUGCGAUUCGUGGGUCGCAGCGGCAGAGGGAAGAGCUUCACGCUGACCAUCACGGUGGCCACGAGUCCGCCACAGGUGGCAACCUACGCCAAAGCCAUCAAGGUGACCGUCGACGGACCUCGGGAGCCCCGCUCCAAGACAAGUCCGACGGGUGGGCCGCACUACCGGGCUCUGGGCCUCGGCCAGCGGCCCUAUAUCGACGGAUUCCCGACCAAGGCGUUCCAGGAGCUGGAGACGAUCCGGCGCUCUGCCAAAGUGGCGGCGGUAACGACGGCAGCGGCUUCGGUGGCGGCAACCGCGGCAACGGCGGCUAAUGCGGUGGCAGCGGCGGUGGCCGUCACGCCCACGGGCGCCAGCGGGGGCCCUGCUGCGGGGGGCGUGGCCGGCGGAACGGGCACUGGCCUGGUGCAGCAGCUGAGCAGCAAUUACUCAUCGCCGAAUAGUACAAUCAACUCGGACUGCCAGGUCUACAAGCCAAAUGCGCCGCACAUCCAAGGUGCCGACAUGAUGGGCGCCGGCGAGUGGACGGGCUCCUCGAGUUCGGCGGCUGCCUACUACCACCACAGCCACGCCCACCACCCGCACGCCCACCAUCCGCACGCCCAUGCGCACGCCCACCUGCAGCACCAGAUGGCCCUGCCGCCGCCGCCGCCCCCUCCCGCUGCCGCCCCUGUGUCGGUGGGUGGCAAUGGCGGGGCCAUGGGCAUGAACAUGGGCGUGGGCGUGGGCAUGGGCAUGGGCGUGGGCGUGGGCGUCGGCAUGAACCAUUACGGCGGGGGCUACGACUCGGAGGCGGGCCAGUAUGCCGCCCAUUUGCCGGCCGUUCUGCCCGAGAUGCAUGGCCAUGGAUUCGCCACGGAUCCCUACCAGACAGCCGGCUACGGAGGCGUCUCCAAUGCGGUGGCCGGCGGCGGAGGCAGUGCCUCCAAGUCGGAACUGGACUACGGCGGUGGCUACAAUCAGGCGUGGUCGAACGGGUAUCAGAACUAUCAGUACGGCAGCUGCCUGGCCCCCGCCCCGCCCCCCUCAAUGGCGUCGGCGGCCCCGCCCCCGCCGCCGCCGGUGGUGCUGUGUCCGCAGCUCUACUCCACGGUCAACCAGAACCAGAUCCACCUGCAUCUGCACAGCAGCGAGAAGCUGGAGCAGUACCUGGGCACGGCCAGUGGGGCGGACCACCUGACCAUUGGCUCGCUGACGGGCGGCAGUCGCUCCAGCCUCGAGAUUGCCCAGGAUCAGUAUCACCCACUGCAGCAGCAGCAAGUGCACCACACACUGCAGCAGCAGCAGGUGCACCACACACAGCAGCAGGUGGAAGCCACUGGGGAAGUGGGUGGUGGAGGAGGUGGAGGAGGAGGAGGUGGCGGCACUGAGUCCGCCCGCGAGGAGGAUGUGGGCGAUCUCACGCAGGUGUGGCGACCCUAUUGACCCAAUCGGAUCUCCACCCAUCGGCCAGCACCACCCAGCCGCCAACCCAGCCACCCACUUGCCACCAGCACCACCACCACCCACCGCCCACCGAUGCACCUGCACAUCGAACUGAACUAGGAGGGCAGCAGCAGCAGCAUCACCACAAGAACUGUACAAUUCUAUUUUUUUUAUUUUUUUUUCAUAGCUAAUAACGUAUAUAUAUAUAAUUAACUAGCCGCAACAAGACAAACAUAAAAAACUGUACAUAAAACAAGGCAUACAUUUAAGUUACAGACAUAAUAAAUGGGCAGGGGAAUUUGUAGAACUCAAACCUCACACAACACUACUCAUAAAGACUUUAUAUCUUAAAAAAGUUUAUAAUAUUUUAAAUUUGUAUUGUUUUACACAACAAUAACCUUGCACUAAGUAUUUUUUCCAAAGAUAUAUCAUCUUUUUUUUUUCAUUAAAAACUUGCUUAAAAAUAUUAAACUUAAACGUUCCCAUAGUCUAUACAAAGAAAUAAGAUAUUUAUUUUCACAAUAAUUAAACUUUUAAUUAACACUUUUAAUCUAAUUUCAAUUGAAAAAAAUCCUUAAAUAACUAAAUUCUAUGGAUAUUUAAUAGCCUCCCAAAUUCACUCAAUGAGAUCAAGAUGUUUCUAUUAUUUUAUACCUAUUUAGUUAAAAAUAAUGAAGACUCAAGAUAAUACUAUACUAUAAUAAUGUUUUAAAAAUUGAGGUUUGAGUUUGAGAAGUUGAACUGCAAAAUGAUAACAAAACUUUAUAAUACUCGUAAAGAUGUAAGCGCAAAACAGCUGUAAAUAAUAGAGUUUAAAGUUAAGAUGAAACGUAAAAUACUGAAUUCGGAAAUGAUUAAGUCACUGACUCUAAUGUAGAGAGCACCCCAUCCCCUACAAACCGUAGAGAAGCGUUUUUUUUUGUAUAGCCUUAAGCCUAGAACGAUACUCGAUAAAGCCGCACAACUAUAUAUAAAUAUAUAAAUAUAGUACCUAUGUAUACAUUUUUUUUCUGUUACUUUGUGUGUGUGUGAAUCUGCCAAAGGAUUCGAGAAGAAAGUAAAAAUCUGAGCGGUGAAGAGAAGACUAUAAAUAA